AUGACCUUCACCUUCACAGCCCUGCUCUGUCUUGGACUGACUCUGGGCCUCUGGAUCCCAGUACUGACAGGGUCCCUUCCUAAGCCUAUCCUCAGAGUACAUCCUGACUCUGUGGUCUCCAUGCAGAGUAAGGUGACCUUCUUGUGUGAGGGAAUCCGAGGAGCAAGAAGUUACUGUCUCUAUAUAAAAGCAAGCCAAUAUCCAUGGUGCACAAAAAUUUUACCAGAGCCUUACAACAAGGCUGAAUUCUUCAUCUCAGAAAUUGACCAACAUCAUGCAGGAAUUUACCACUGUUAUUAUCAGAUCCAUGGUAAAUUUUCAGAGGACAGUGAUGCUCUGGAACUGGUGGUGACAGGAGCACACAGUAAACCCAGCCUGUCAGCCCAACCCAGCACCGUGGUGACCUCAGGACAGAAGGUUACCCUCCAGUGUGUGUCAGGGCAGAAUUAUGACAGGUUCAUUCUAACUAAGGAAGGACCACAGAAGCUCUACUGGAUGCCAAAAUUAUGGUAUAACUAUAAUACUGAAAAUAUUGAGGCUUUCCUCUCUGUGCAACCAGUGACCUCUGACCAGAGGUGGACAUUCAGAUGCUACAGCUAUGGCAGUCAGAACCCACAAGUGUGGUCAGAACCUAGUGACCCCCUGGAACUCCUGGUCUCAGGGAGCCUCCCCAAACCCAUCAUCAAGGCUGAUUCAGGCUCUGUGAUCUCCUUCACUACUUCUGUGACCAUCUGGUGUCAGGGGACCAUGGAUGCAGAAGUGUAUUUUCUGCAUAAUGAGAGAAGCCAAAAAACCUGGAAGACACAGACACCACAGGAGCCUGGGAACAAGGGCAAGUUCUUCAUCCCUUCUGUGACAGAAGAGCAUGCAGGGCAAUAUCGCUGUUAUUGUUACAGCUCAAAUGGUUGGUCAGAGCCCAGUGACACCCUGGAGUUGGUGGUGACAGGAGUCUAUAAGUACUAUGAACUCAGGCUGUCAGUACUUCCUAUCCCUGUGGUGACAGUAGGAGGGAACAUGACACUCCAGUGUGCCUCCCAGAGUCACUAUGAUAAAUUCAUCCUCACCAAGGAAGAUCAGAAGUUCACCAGCUCACUGGACACACAGCAUAUUCCUUCUAGUGGACAGUACCAAGCCCUGUUUGUUAUGGGACCCAUGACACCAAACCUCACAGGGACGUUCAGAUGUUAUGGUUACUACAAGAAUACACCACAACUGUGGUCAGUACCCAGUGAGGCCCUGGAAAUUCACAUCUCAGGACUGUCCAAGAAGCCCUCUCUGCUCACUCACCAAGGCCAUAUCCUGGACCCUGGAAUGAGCCUCACCCUGCAGUGUUUCUCUGACAUCAACUAUGACAGAUUGGCUCUGUACAAGGUGGGGGAAUCUAACAUCAUACAGCACCGUAGUCAGAGGACUGACACUGGCCUCUCCUUGGCCAACUUCACACUGGGCCAUGUGAGCCCCUCCACUGGAGGCCAGUACAGAUGCUAUGGUGCACACAACCUCAGCUAUGAGUGGUCAGUGUCCAGUGAUGCCCUGGACAUCCUGAUCACAGGACAGUUCCUUGUCACUCCUUCCAUCUCAGUGAAGCCUAACUCAACAGUACACUCAGGAGAGAACGUGACACUGCUGUGUUGGUCAAUGUACAGGCUGGACACUUUCAUUCUGUCCAAGAAGGGAUCAGCCCAGCCACCCCUGAGACUAAAAUCAAAGUUCCAAGAUCGGCAGUUCCAGGCAGAAUUCUCCAUCAGUGCUGUGACCUCCCAUCUCUCUGGCACCUACAGGUGCUAUGGUUCUCAAGACUCAUCUCUCUACCUGUUGUCACAUGCCAGUGUCCCUGUGGAGCUCACAGUCUCAGGACGCAUCAGAACCUCUACCUUGCCGCCCACAACGUCCAUGAGAACAGAUGGUCUGCAAUGGUACCUGAAGGCUCUGAUAGGAGUGUCUGUGGCCUUCCUCUUACUCCUCUUCAUCCUCAUCUUCAUUUUUCUCCAACGAAGACAUCAGAGAAAAUUCAGGAAGGAUGGUGAGAAGGUUAUGUCCCAAAAAGAGAAAGAGCUGAAACUUCCUGCAGGAGCUACAGGACCAAUAACCGGGGACAGAGGCCACCAGAAGAGGUCCAUCCCAACUGCUGCCACCCAGGAAGAAAGCCUUUAUGCUUCAGUGGAGGACAUGCAAACUGGGGAUGGUGUGGAGCUGAACAGUUCGAGACCACCUGAGGAAGAUCCCCAGAGAGAGACAUAUGCCCAGGUGAAACCCUCCAGGCUCAGGAGGGCAGGAGCUGUUUCACCUUCUGUCAUGUCAAGGGAACAGCUGGACACAGAAUAUGAACAAGCAGAAGAGGGCCAAGAAGUGGACAGUCAGGUUGCAGAAUCCGAGGAGCCCCAGGAUGUGACCUAUGCCCAGCUGUGCAGCAGGACACUCCAACAGGGGACUGCUGCACCUCCUCUCUCUCAGGCAGGGGAAGCCCCAGAGGAGCCAACUGUAUAUGCUGCUCUGGCGACUGCUCGUGCGGGGGCUGUUCCCAAGGACGAGGAGCAAUGA
This is a messenger RNA of Arvicanthis niloticus (Nile rat), 2541 nucleotides long. NCBI's taxonomy places the organism in Eukaryota, Metazoa, Chordata, Mammalia, Rodentia, Muridae. The record is from RefSeq and is a predicted model, not a curated record.